This is a messenger RNA of Sus scrofa (pig), 1069 nucleotides long. Its product is annotated as olfactory receptor 14J1-like. The record is from RefSeq and is a predicted model, not a curated record. NCBI's taxonomy places the organism in Eukaryota, Metazoa, Chordata, Mammalia, Artiodactyla, Suidae. Gene Ontology annotation, molecular function: G protein-coupled receptor activity; olfactory receptor activity. Gene Ontology annotation, biological process: G protein-coupled receptor signaling pathway. Gene Ontology annotation, cellular component: membrane.
ACAUCCCUGAGUAAGUGGAUUAUAUUGAUAAUUAAAAAAAAACUUUAUUUCUAUUGGUUUCAAUUUUGUCUUGCAGUCAGCAUCCUUCUUGGAAACUGAGAAGGAAUAUGGCCAAUUUCACUACAGUGAGUGGGUUUCUCCUCAUGGGAUUUUCUGCCAAGCCUGAGCUAGAAGUCUUAUGGGCCUCUCUGUUCUUAGUCUUAUACUUAGUGGCUUUAACUGGCAACACACUCAUUAUCGCUGCAACUUCCAUGGAUGACAGUCUCUACUCCCCUAUGUAUUUCUUCCUCAAACAUCUUUCCUUCUUAGAUAUAUGCUAUAUCUCUGUGACGGUACCAAGGUCCAUUUGUAACUCUUUCAGGCAUACUAGCAAUAUUUCCCUCUGGGAAUGCAUACUGCAAUGUCUGGCUUUUGUUCUCUGUGCAUCUGCUGAGCUGGCCAUGCUCACAGUGAUGUCCUAUGAUCGCUACGUGGCCAUCUGCCUUCCCCUGCGCUAUGAAAUCAUCAUGAAUGUCAACACCUGUAUUCACGGAAUCCUAGCCGUCUGGAUCAGUGGGGUCGUCUCUGGAGUUAUGCACACAUCUGCUACUUUCUCCAUCCACUUCUGUGGUGCCAACGUCAUCCACCAGUUCUUCUGUGAGGUUCCCCAGCUCCUAAAACUCGCCUGUUCUAAUGAGUAUGUCCGUGAGCUUGGGGUCACGGGCUUUGUGUCCUUGGUGGCAUUUCUUUGCUUCCUCUCCAUUGGCUUCUCCUACACACGCAUAUUCUCUACUGUGCUGAGGAUCCCAUCUGCCGAGGGGAGAGCCAAGGCCUUUGCCACUUGCCUCCCCCAUCUAGCUGUGGUCACACUGUUUCUCUCUACUGGUGUCUUUGAGUUUCUGAAGCCACAUUCUGACUCUCCAACUGCAUUAGACUUUUUGCUUACUCUUUUUUAUACUGUUCUGCCUCCCACACUUAAUCCGAUGAUCUACAGCCUGAGAAACAAAGCCAUGAAGGCAGCUCUACAAAGGGUUGUUAAAAGAAGAAAAGCCUACCUCUUUUGCUGAGUCACGUCUAUCCCUUCCUCAUU